AAAAGAGGAGAGAGAAAGAGCUGGUUUUAGAGAGAGAGAGAGAGUUUGUUGAAAAUGGCGGAUAUAGCAAUACUGGUGGCGGAAGAGUACGAGAGGAGGGUGAAAGACUCGAGAAAGAAUGGAGAAGAGAUUGAAUUUCUUUCUUGUGUUGGGUUUUUAGGGCAGAGAUUUAAGGAUUCUUCUUCUUCUUCUUCUUCUUCAUGGAUCAGAGAGAAGCUUGUAAUAAUUGCGAAUGAUGAUUAUUACCAGAAGAAAAUGGCGGGAAUUUUGGGUUUGGCGGAAGAACCUAAAUCACAGAUGAGCCUUGCUGCUAGUAAUUGUUUCUUUUCUGCUUGAUUAAUUAAUUAAUUAGCCCCUGUAUGUAUGUAUAUGCGUAUGUAUAUAUGUUUUUUCUUGUUUCUGUCUUUGGAAGCUGUAAAUGAAUUAUUCCCUAAUUAUUAUUCAAUAUAAUUUGAUCA
Erythranthe guttata (spotted monkey flower) is the source of this 458-nucleotide messenger RNA. The record is from RefSeq and is a predicted model, not a curated record. NCBI's taxonomy places the organism in Eukaryota, Viridiplantae, Streptophyta, Magnoliopsida, Lamiales, Phrymaceae.